AUGGCAGAUUCCGCAGAGCUUCGGCAGCGCAAGCCGCAGCAGACCGCCCACGACGACGACGACAACGACGACGACAACGACGGGCCCGUCGAGACCAAGAAGGAGAUCAGGAAGAAGAUUGAUAGCGACGAUGACGACAGGUUCACAUUCUACAUUGAUAUCCUCCGCGUCAUAACAUUCCUCACCGUAGCCUCCUUCGGCCUCAGCUACGUCAUCAGCGGCGGUCAGAGCUGGGUCUGGGGCGGUGUCCGUCUACCAGAGUAUCUGACGGUAGACUAUUGGAAAGAGCAGAUGAAAGGUCCCGUAUACAUGAGCCCAGAGGAGCUCGCAGGCUUCGACGGCAGAGACCCGGAUAAGCCCGUCUACCUGGCCAUCAACGGCACAAUCUACGACGUGUCGGCUCGACGACAGAUAUACGGUCCGGGUGGUGGAUACGGCUUCUUCUCGGGCAAGGACGCCUCGCGCGCCUUCGUGACGGGCUGCUUCGCCGAGGACCUCACGCCCGACAUGCGCGGCGUCGAGGACAUGUUCCUCCCCGUCGACGACCCGGACGUCGACUCGUACUGGACAGCCGAGGAGAUGGAGGAGAUGCGCGCGGCCGAGCUCGAGGCCGCCCGCGCCAAGGCCCACGACGCCCUGAAGCACUGGGUCGGCUUCUUCGCCGGCAACGCCAAGUACAAGCGCGUCGGUUACGUCGUCAGGGAGGAAGGCUGGCUCGAGAAGGAGCCGCGUAGGGAGCUCUGCGCGCAGGCACUCAAGAGUAGGCCCAAGAGGAAGAUUCCCGGGGACGAGAAGCAG
Messenger RNA from Geosmithia morbida, 798 nucleotides. RefSeq names its product Cytochrome b5-like Heme/Steroid binding domain. The transcript is spliced from 2 exons. The record is from RefSeq and is a predicted model, not a curated record. Gene Ontology annotation, cellular component: membrane; endomembrane system. The annotation marks the transcript as partial. Lineage: Eukaryota; Fungi; Ascomycota; Sordariomycetes; Hypocreales; Bionectriaceae.